Messenger RNA from Spirometra erinaceieuropaei, 288 nucleotides. The record is from the annotation of a GenBank genome assembly. Lineage: Eukaryota; Metazoa; Platyhelminthes; Cestoda; Diphyllobothriidea; Diphyllobothriidae.
AUGUACAAAAACAAGGAGUGUGGCCUGCAACGCUCAAAUGCUACGGAUGAAUACCGCCAGCAACCAAAACACUGCCAUCACUUCCACACCGUCAGCGGACGUUCGGGGCACGGACCGACUUCACAAUACACAACCACUACCGUCGCCGCCACCGCCACCGCCACCACUGACAACAUAAAUGAGGACACUCCUACCUACCUGCAAACUAUUACAACCACUCCUCCUCCUCCUCCUACUCCUACUCCUCCCUCUACUCCACCACCAACACCAUCACCACUCGAUGCUUGA